CCUAGCCUUCAGGCAGUGCUAACAGUGGGAACUGAGAGUCUCUCCUGCCCCAGUGUUGGGGCAGCAGGGGCUCCCCAAGGACAAACCACCAGGGCCCAGUGCUUCACAGAGAGGUGGGAACAGUGGCAACCCUGGGCAGUGCAGCCUAAGGCAGAAGCCUGGUGGAAGGUAAGAAACGGAGAUACGGAUCGAGUUUUGUGAUACUGCUGCUGGUGGCGGUGUGAUCUGCUGACUUUGAAGUGCCUGAAGAAACUCCGUGAAUAUAUACUUUUUUGCUAAAGAGAGAACUGGUAAAUAUGAGAGCUACAGCCACGGGACUGGAAAGAAGAGGAUCAAGGAGAGAACUAGGGGAAUAACUUGCAAGGGAGAACAGAGGGGAGAAAAAUCAGGAAAGCGUGUUGACCAGGAAUCCAAGGGAGGACCAUAUCAGAGGAAGUGAUCAAUGGGAGCAGAUGUUCCAGGAAAGUCUGAGAAGGAAAGUUCUGAGAAGCAGCCAGUAGAUUUAACCACAAGGAUGACUUUUUAAAAAAGACCUGGCAUCUUCUCUUCCUCAUGAUGAGGAUAGUUCUGCUCCCAUAAGGCAACAUGAACUUCAUGGACAUCAGCAAAAUGUUCUCCCUCCUGCAGCCCAACAAGGAGGAGGAUGACACCGACAUGGAGCAGAAGCAGGCUCUCAGCGAAGCAGUGCACAGAAACGACUCCCACACCUUGGACCAGCUUUUGCGCCAGGAGCAUUAUAAACGUUCCAUCAACAGGAAGAGUGGCUGGGGUGUUCCUGGGACACCCUUGCACUUGGCUGCUGCUUCUGGCCACCUGAGUUGUUUGCAGGUCCUCCUGGCACACGGCGCUGACGUCGACAGCUUGGACAUCAAGGCACAGACACCACUUUUCACUGCCGUCAGCCAUGGCCAUCUGGAUUGUGUGGGCACGCUUUUGGCAGCUGGCGCCUGUCCCAGUGGAAGCAUCUACAACAACUGCUCUCCCGUGCUCACAGCCGCACGUGAUGGUGCUGUUGCCAUCCUGCAGGAGCUCCUAGGUCAUGGUGCAGACCCAAAUGUCAAGGUUAAACUACCAGUCUGGGUGUUGAACAUGAGUUCAUUUUCUGGCCCCCUGUUUUUGGCUGCAGUCUAUGGGCACCUUGACUGUUUCCGCUUGCUUUUGCUCUACGGGGCAGACCCCGACUACAACUGCAUUGACCAGUACCUACUAGCUCGUGUUCCACAGCCCCGCACCGUCCUCGAAACCUGCCUCCACCACCAUUGCGAUCCAGAGUACAUCCAGCUCUUAAUUGAUUUUGGUGCUAACAUCUACCUUCCAUCUGUUCUCCUGGACCUGAACUGGAAAAAUAAUAAAGGCGCCCUGUUGUUGCUUCGAGCCCGAGCCACUCCACGAACACUACUGUCACAGGCCCGCUUAGUUAUCCGCAGAGCUCUGCACCAGGCCAGAAAGCUACAAGCCAUUGACCACCUGGAUAUCCCCCCUGCUUUGAUUAGCUACCUCCAACACAAAUUGUAAUCUUGCAGUGUACCCAAACAUCCAUGACACGCCCAAAAACCUCUUGGGGGCCCAGGUAGGUAGAGGGCACUAGAGCUCCCCCCACUCACUCGGAGCUGCUUUCUUGUAUUAUCCUCUACAAUAAAAUCAUCAACAAAAUAAA
This is a messenger RNA of Phyllostomus hastatus (greater spear-nosed bat), 1657 nucleotides long. It is a transcript of the gene ASB12, whose product is annotated as ankyrin repeat and SOCS box containing 12. Gene Ontology annotation, biological process: regulation of barbed-end actin filament capping. NCBI's taxonomy places the organism in Eukaryota, Metazoa, Chordata, Mammalia, Chiroptera, Phyllostomidae. Gene Ontology annotation, cellular component: cytoplasm; nucleus. Bases 586 to 1515 code for a protein of 309 amino acids. Gene Ontology annotation, molecular function: protein binding. The transcript has 4 exons. The record is from RefSeq and is a predicted model, not a curated record.